AUGAGCAGUCAGCCGAUGCGUUACACUGAAUUGCCUACUCUCCUGGUUCGCAUCGAGGCGUGUCUAAAUUCAAGACCACUGAUAGCUCUCGACGAUGAUCCAGAAGGGGUAGCUCUAACACCGGGUGUCUUUCUGAUCGGACGACCACUCAAUUGUCGUCCAGAUCUUCCAUUGCCUGAAGCUCCAGAAAAUCGUCUUCGAUAUUGGCAACGCCUCCAGAAAAUGUUGGAGCAUUUUUGGCACCGCUGGCAAUCUGAAUAUCUAAAUACUCUUCAGACACGGAACAAAUGGACUAGAUCGGAACCCAAUGUUCAGCGUAGAGAUGUAGUUCUUAUACGUGGUGAAAAUUUGCCACCAUCGAUUUGGCGUAUGGGWCGGGUGAUUGACGUUCACCAGGGCAGUGAUGGCCUGGUGCGUACCGUGACCAUAGAGUACAAUACCAACCAGACAUCAUCAAAUGGCCUUCCUAUUAAGCAGCGGUGUCAGCGACCGGUGCAGAAGAUAUGCCGCCUAACAGGUCCUACGGAAGAAUUACUGAAUGUUCAAUAUUUAAGUUGUGUAGAAUGA
Messenger RNA from Bactrocera latifrons, 567 nucleotides. RefSeq lists its product as uncharacterized. The transcript has a single exon. The record is from RefSeq and is a predicted model, not a curated record. NCBI's taxonomy places the organism in Eukaryota, Metazoa, Arthropoda, Insecta, Diptera, Tephritidae. The coding region runs from base 1 to 567 and encodes 188 amino acids.